GAAAUUUCCAACAUUUUUUCGACGGAAAACCUCGAAUCCGGAAAAAGUAGCUCAACCGCCAACUGAUCAAUAUGCGGCCCCCUCAUGAGCACGACAUGGAGUGGGAAGAAGCUGUAGAGCUCGGGGAUGAUCCUGCCAUCGUUCUUGCUCGAAGUGGAGAGUACUGCGGCUACGGUCGUUACCGCCUAGACUCUUGGAUCUAUUGCCCUGGCGAUCCUAUUCCAGAUUUCGAUAUGCUCAACUGGGAGCAAAUCCAUCGGCUCCGCAAAAAACUUUUUCUCAAGGAAGAUGGGCGGCCACUCCUAUGCGCCCCACCUAACGACGGAUUUAGCCCUCUUCGUCAGCGCCUUGGGGAGUUUAUUCGGAGGUUCAAAGAGAUUCUACCUAAACUGCUGGACCCAGCGUUCGUUACACAGUGGGAUCCGAUUUGCGUCCUCCUUAACGCUGGGCCUUCGCCAAAUCCUUAUUAAAUCGCACUGUUUUUCAAUUUUAUGGUCCCGAGGGCGUGAUUGCUUUUUUCUACUAGGACUUCAUGCUAAAAUUUGGUUGUUUAUGUUCCCUCUUUGGAUAUUUACAUGUUUUUCACUGUGUGCAAUCUAAAUAUUCCCCUAUCUACUCUGUAUAUAUAUGCACUGUACAAUAUGUAACCUGCGCAUCCUCCCCCUUUUACCCAACACCAAAUUACUACGAGCAUCG
This is a messenger RNA of Blastomyces dermatitidis ER-3, 696 nucleotides long. RefSeq lists its product as uncharacterized. The coding region runs from base 72 to 470 and encodes 132 amino acids. The record is from RefSeq and is a predicted model, not a curated record. Lineage: Eukaryota; Fungi; Ascomycota; Eurotiomycetes; Onygenales; Ajellomycetaceae. The transcript has 2 exons.